This is a messenger RNA of Malurus melanocephalus (red-backed fairy wren), 3087 nucleotides long. Its product is annotated as AP-1 complex subunit mu-1. The record is from RefSeq and is a predicted model, not a curated record. The transcript is spliced from 11 exons. Gene Ontology annotation, cellular component: clathrin adaptor complex; clathrin-coated vesicle. Gene Ontology annotation, biological process: intracellular protein transport; vesicle-mediated transport. Gene Ontology annotation, molecular function: clathrin-cargo adaptor activity. NCBI's taxonomy places the organism in Eukaryota, Metazoa, Chordata, Aves, Passeriformes, Maluridae. Bases 58 to 1251 code for a protein of 397 amino acids.
AUUUGGGUGCUUUCUUGGUAGGUUCUGAUCUGUCGGAAUUACCGCGGAGAUGUGGACAUGUCCGAGGUGGAACAUUUUAUGCCAAUCCUUAUGGAAAAGGAAGAAGAGGGGACCCUUUCUCCCAUCCUAGCACACGGAGGAGUUCGUUUCAUGUGGAUUAAACAUAACAAUCUCUAUCUUGUUGCAACUUCUAAGAAAAAUGCUUGUGUAUCACUGGUGUUUUCAUUUUUAUAUAAAGUAGUUCAGGUUUUUUCUGAAUAUUUCAAGGAGCUGGAAGAAGAGAGCAUUAGGGAUAAUUUUGUUAUUAUUUAUGAGUUGUUAGAUGAGCUUAUGGAUUUUGGUUACCCACAAACCACUGAUAGUAAAAUUUUACAAGAGUACAUCACUCAGGAAGGUCACAAACUUGAAACUGGAGCCCCACGCCCGCCUGCCACUGUUACAAAUGCUGUUUCAUGGAGAUCAGAAGGGAUCAAAUACAGGAAAAACGAGGUGUUCCUGGAUGUCAUAGAGUCUGUCAACCUUUUGGUCAGUGCCAAUGGAAACGUGUUACGGAGUGAGAUUGUGGGAUCCAUCAAAAUGAGGGUUUUCCUCUCGGGAAUGCCGGAGCUGCGCCUCGGCUUGAACGACAAAGUUCUCUUUGAUAACACAGGCCGUGGGAAAAGCAAAUCAGUAGAACUGGAAGAUGUGAAGUUUCACCAGUGYGUUCGUCUGUCUCGCUUCGAAAACGACCGGACCAUCUCCUUCAUCCCACCCGAUGGGGAGUUUGAGCUCAUGUCCUAUCGUCUCAACACCCACGUAAAACCCCUGAUCUGGAUCGAGUCUGUGAUUGAGAAACAUUCCCACAGCCGCAUCGAGUACAUGAUCAAGGCAAAGAGUCAAUUUAAGCGUAGAUCAACUGCCAACAAUGUGGAGAUUCACAUCCCAGUUCCAAAUGAUGCGGACUCGCCAAAGUUUAAAACCACUGUUGGAAGUGUCAAAUGGGUUCCAGAGAACAGUGAAAUUGUUUGGUCCAUUAAAUCUUUCCCAGGUGGAAAAGAAUACCUGAUGAGAGCUCAUUUUGGACUUCCAAGUGUCGAAGCUGAAGACAAGGAAGGAAAACCUCCCAUUAGUGUAAAGUUUGAGAUUCCCUAUUUCACCACUUCAGGAAUCCAGGUCCGUUACCUAAAGAUCAUUGAGAAGAGUGGUUACCAGGCUUUGCCCUGGGUGCGGUACAUCACCCAGAACGGAGAUUACCAGCUCCGAACACAGUAAAACACCUCACAGGCACCACAGACAACGAAAACUUCAGGCCUCAAAUUCCUUUGCAGAAGCUUCUGUGGUCCUGAGAGCUGUGAAUGUYGUUGCCAAGGGUCUCGUUUCUGCAAUCUUGGAUUGGCAGGAGGAAGAUUUGGAGAAUUUCAUUGAUUUCAAUAAUGUGUUUGAGCUUUUGGAAACCAUUAGUAUUGAUUGUGUGGAUAUUUAUUUCAUUCUUAGAACAYGCUGAUCUUGCUGCUAAAUGCUAAUUAACGUUAGGAGUAGCAGUUACUUUGAGGAGCCAGGAAUCCASAAUGAACCUUGGGAAUGUCUUGUCGAUGCCUUGUCCAGAGUUUUUAGUUCAUUUGUAUUUUAGGAUCCCUAAAAAAGUCAUUUGGCAGCGUCGUGCUACAAAUUAGGGAGAUGAUUGUGCACUUAAAUGACUGCUGAACACUUCAUUGUAUUUAGCCCAAGGUAUUUAUUGGUUUAUUUUUUUUCUGGGCAUUUGGGUGCCUUAAUUCAUUCAYAGCUCUGUUAACUUAUAAAAAAAAAAACAGCAGAACACGAGUUGAAAUUAUCUGAAGGUGAAAAAUACCGUUAGCUUUUAUUUUUGUUUUUGCAUGGUUUCAAAGGAAUUCAUCUGAGAGAACAGCUUYGAGUGAAGGGUUUGGAAACAAAAAUAGGGGUUUGUUAGAGAACAGCAGGUGACAGGAAUAAAUGUCUCUGGAAAGAAAAGGAUUUCUGGCUCCAGUCAGUCAAAAUGCAAAAAUUCCAACCUUGUGACACCCCAGGGUCUGGAAACCCUCUGCCAACUGACCAGUAUUUGCUUUUUUUUGAAAAAAAUUCUGUUCCUCCAACAAGUUCCCAGCUGUCAUGUGUAGGCAUAAAGCCUUAGAUUAGGUAUGAAAAGACCAAAACACUUCUAGAGGUGAUGGAAUUUGGGAGGAAGAUCAGGAGUUUAUUAUUAUUAUUAUUAUUAUUAUUCCAGAUAAUAAUAAUAAUAAUACACUCCAACCUCUUCCUGGAAGUUACUGUAUAAGAAGACAAAAAUACAGUUGCCAUCUUUUUUCCAGCUUGCCUUUUGUGUUCAUUUAGGGCAAAUACUUCCCCUUUUUGCUAGARUUUGCUAGAAUUAACUUCAUUUGUCCUAAGGAGAGAUGUUUUCUUUCUCAAUCUUUUCUGUUUGUGAGCAGCUGUUACUGUACCUCCCUGGCAGAAUGAAUAACAGUUCACAAUGUURUUCUUCAAGGUAUUAUUAUUUUUUUACAUGCCAGUUCAUUUUUUUUUUCUGAGAAGCUACAAUUGGCAUGGGUGUACAUAGUUAUUUUGGGUUUUGCCAGGUUUUUUUUUUUCAGGAAAAUUGUGACGGUUAUCAGUAUUUUCUUUACACAACUUUUAGGGUGGUUUGGUUUGAAUUUAGUACUUUUGACUGGUGCUAAACUUAAACCAUUAAAAUCCAAAUAUCUACGUCCGCAGAUGUGAUUUGAUAACACACCACGUGCAGAAUGGGAGAGUCCAGGAGUGUCCACAGAAAAUGAGAAGGUAUUUCAGUCACUGUCCUCACUGAAUCCUUGUUUCUAGACACACCUCUGUAGACAAAUCAGCCAAAAAUCAGCUCCACUCCCCCGUGCAGCUGCUGUGACAUCAAAGAUGCCUCAGGAAAUCUCUUGGUUUUAGGCACCCAUGGGUGUUUGUGGACAGGUGUGUUCUGACUGCAUUUAUCACCCAGAAAUUUGAUGUUGAAACCAAAUCAUCUCGUUGGAGAUUUCAGUUCCACCACUCAUUGUCAUUUCAGCAAUUAAGCUUAUGACUGGACUAAAAAUUUUUCUAUUAAAACUGUAACUGGUUGACCAA